GGAUACACUUUCAGCUUGGACAGAGCACAAAGUUUUCAAGUAUCCAUUCAGUACAUGGAAAGAAAUAAAAAGUCACUGAAUCGCAUGCAUCAUGUGCUCAUUGUUGUGUGACUCGUUAUUAAGCUCAAUGACUUCAUCCAAAUCUAUUUGUGUAACUGGAUGACAUUCUAUCUAACCUUUAUUUUACACCAGGAUGAAGCAGUUGUGGGCCCAUAAUUAGUCACAGGUUGUUUCCAGGUUUUUCAGUUUUGCCUAUGUUUUGUAUUUGAAUGGACAUUUUGCAGUCCCAGACUUCGGACCUCAUUUACACAUUUACUUUUGACAACUAUACACUUUUAAUGAUUACAGUUUUUAGCCUAUUCAUUUUUAAAGGAAACUAUCCGUUUUGCUAGGGUGCAAUCAAUAAUCUGCUAUAGACGUUGUAUUGGGAGUGUUGGUGGUGAUGUGGGGGAAGGAAGCUAAAGGUGGGAGGGGUUGACAUAGAGAUGUACAGGACAGGACACCCUCAUGCUUGCUCCAUAAACCUCACCACAUUUUGCUCCCGCAGCUGUUGUGGCGCACACAGGGAGCGGAGAGGUGCGUUCCUUCUGGGCUGACUAUGUCGAGUGUGGCAAGGGCUUUUUCGCACUGAUCAGCGAUCACCGAGCCCGUUUCUCUUCGGCAAAAAACCCCCGGAAUGUUAUCACUCUCUCUCUCAGCAAGGUCGGUUUCCACAGAACAGUGAAGACACCGCUCAUUUACCAUGAGCUGUUUGGAUGUUAUGUACCCAGCCUAUGGACAUUACGCACCGUACGCACCGACUGGUCCUGCUUUUAUCAAUAGCUUACAGGCUCCCACAGGUCUGAGCAGAACUUCUCUUGACUGCCGGGAUUUUAUGGAUACUCCCAGGGGUCCCGAGGGGAUGUCUGGGGGCCCAGGCACUGGAGGAUCAACUUCCUCCUCAUCUUCAUCCAAUUCGUCUUCUACCUCCUACACACCGGCGGUUUUAAGGCCAGAGGAGGGCCCCAAGGAGAAGCAGGAGCCCCCUGAGGCGGAGUACCUGACUUCUCGCUGUGUCCUCUUCACCUACUACCAGGGAGACAUCAGCAGCGUGGUGGACGAGCACUUCUCCAGGGCCCUCAGCUCCUACAUGGAUGGAGAGGGCAAACGGCGGGCUUCAGACCAACAGGGCACAGAUACCCCUUCACCUAGCAGUCGACGAAGCUUCCCCCCAUCCUUCUGGGACAGUAACUACUCCUCGCCUCAGAGCCGCUCCCACUGUGAAACCGGUGCGCCUUCCUAUUCCAUGGACCCAUACGCAUCUGGGUUGCACCCGGGCCUGCCGCAUCCACAUGCUCACCCGCACCCACACGCUCAUCCUCACUCCCACUCUCACCCACCAGAGAGCUGGGGAUAUCCCCAGGCCCAAGCCUACGGACCCCCACGGCCUCUCCAUGAACUGUAUUCACCGUCGGCUUUGGAGCCCCACUAUGGGGCCCUGCUCAUGCCCACGGUGAGGCCACCUCAUCUUCCUACCUUGCCAAGCCACUAUGAAGUGAGCAAGCUGGAGCCCACUGCCUCCUGGCCCAGCCUGCUUCCCCCAGGAGAUGUCAGCCAGACACUGGCACUCAACAUGGAUGCAGGCCUCCAGCAGCACAAGAAAGGCAAGGAGCUGUACUGGUUCUAACGAGCCCUUCAGUCACAUUGACCAGCCAUUACUAGAUCCAAUUAGUCCCUGGACCUGCUCUGCUAUUGAAGCAGCAUGUCCCUUUAUCCCGCCACACACUCCAUCCCCGUCUAUCCACCCCCUUGUUUCUGCUCCUGGCCUCCCCCUGCCAGCAUACAGCCUUGCUCCAGGUCGACGUGUGUGCACCAUGGAGAUAAAGCAGAGAGAGGGAGAGAGAGAGAAAGAGGGGGAGAGACACUGUCUAUAAUCUGUGCUGUUGCUCUCUCUUUCGCAUCUCUCUUCCACUCUCUCUCCUGUCGCUGCCGGUGCAGCACAGACCUUGGCAAGGUAUGAGCCACAGUGACCUGUUUGGACUGAGAAAGACAGGAUCACAACAGACAUUUGCAGAGGACAGAGAGAUAGAGGGAUGAAUGGAGGGGCAGAGGGAUGAAUAGUGGCAAGCAGGGAUUCCCUCCAACGUCCCUGGUUAUCUCUGUCUCAUGUUCUUGGUGGUUGGUACAGUGGUUGUCAUCAUCCACUUAUCUGCAUUUCACAAAUGCAACAUGCAGCGAUAAACAGGAGCAGCAAUUAUGGUGGUUUAUGCUUUGUUACUGUCAUCAUGAUGCCUUUUUUGGGUUGUUGUUAUAUAAUUUUGCUUUCUGAAAUAAAUGGUUUCUAUUUAUUGGUGUUCAUGUGCAUUUCUAAAAUGUUUGGUUAGGCCAGUUUUCUGAAAUGAUUGUGAUUCAGUUUAUUGUGUUUUCUAAAGACAGGAGGCGGAGAUGGCCACACCAUGUGUUUUUGGUGGAGCUUCUCAUCCAUCUAUGAAGGAAUAAAAACAUAUCAAAAAUGUGUUAAAUUCAUUAACUAUUUGUUUAUCCUAAACAGACUCAAAGAUUGUGUUCUUUAAAUGUAACAAUGUUGUUCCAUUUUAGUUCUUUAUUUCUCUGUGUCAUUCUUAGAUGUUUUGGAAUUUGGACUUUCUAAGUUUUUUUGUGUGUCAUUUCUCAUUUUUGUGUCCAAGAACUUUGUGAGGUCAAUAAAUAUUUUUAUGGCAAAUCUC
This is a messenger RNA of Micropterus salmoides (largemouth bass), 2705 nucleotides long. It is a transcript of the gene vgll2b, whose product is annotated as vestigial-like family member 2b. The coding region runs from base 743 to 1666 and encodes 307 amino acids. Gene Ontology annotation, biological process: regulation of transcription by RNA polymerase II. Lineage: Eukaryota; Metazoa; Chordata; Actinopteri; Centrarchiformes; Centrarchidae. The transcript is spliced from 4 exons. Gene Ontology annotation, cellular component: nucleus. The record is from RefSeq and is a predicted model, not a curated record.